This is a messenger RNA of Indicator indicator, 1251 nucleotides long. RefSeq names its product probable G-protein coupled receptor. Lineage: Eukaryota; Metazoa; Chordata; Aves; Piciformes; Indicatoridae. Gene Ontology annotation, biological process: G protein-coupled receptor signaling pathway. Gene Ontology annotation, cellular component: signaling receptor complex; endosome; plasma membrane. The record is from RefSeq and is a predicted model, not a curated record. Gene Ontology annotation, molecular function: G protein-coupled receptor activity. Bases 16 to 1251 code for a protein of 411 amino acids. The transcript has a single exon.
AAUCCUCUGCGGGGGAUGGCGAGCCAAAAGGGGCAGAACACCAGUGACAGCCUAGAGCCACUCUCCAUCCCUGAGCAGUCCAUCGCCCAGGAAGUGGUGGGCCUCUUCUGUAUGGUUCUACUCACCCUCAUUGCCCUGGUGGCCAACACUGUGGUGCUGCUUGUCAUCCUCAAAACUCCUCUUCUCCGGAAGUUCAUCUUUGUCUGCCACCUCUGUGUGGUUGACCUCCUCUGUGCCAUUUUCCUCAUGCCCAUAGGGAUUAUCUCCAGCUCAUCCUGCUUCAGCAGGGUGAUCUACAGCAUUACUGAGUGCAAGGCCUUGAUAUUCCUGAAGAUCUGCUUCACCAGUGCCUCCAUCCUGACCAUCUGCAUCAUCAGUGUGGAGCGGUACUACUACAUUGUCCACCCCAUGAGGUACGAGGUCAAGAUGACUAUCAGGCUGGCGGUGGUCGGAGUGAUCUUCAUUUGGGUCAAGUCUGUUCUCAUCACUGUCUUGGCACUGGUGGGCUGGCCACAAGGCAAUGGGGCCACCAGUGCCAGCCGCUGCACAGUCUACUGGAGCCCUGGGGCCCACAAGGAGGUUUUUGUGAUCAUGUUCAGCAUCGCCUGCUUUGUUCUGCCCACCAUCAUCAUCUUUGCUGUCUACUGCAGUAUCUACCGAGUGGCCUGUCUGGCAUCCCUGCAGGCUACACCUGCACUGGCACAGGCAGUCGUGCCAAGGCACAGAUGCGACUCCAUUGCCAGCCAAGUGGCCGUCAUAACCACCAGGAACCUGCCACUGCCCAGGCUGACACCAGAGCGCUUUUUGGGAAGCAACAAGGCCAUCCUCACUCUGGUCCUCAUAGUGGGACAGUUCUUGUGCUGCUGGCUGCCCUUCUUCACCUUCCACUUGCGCUCCUCUGUUGCUGCUGGCACGGUGGGCAGCGGGCACGGGGAAAUGGUGGUCACCUGGAUUGCCUACUCCUCCUUUGCCAUCAACCCUUUCUUCUACGGGCUGCUGAACCGCCAGAUCCGUGCAGAGCUGGCUCGGCUGCGGCGCAGCUGUCUGAACCGGCCGCUGGCCCAGGAGAUCUGUCUUUCCAUCUCAGAGGCUCUUGUCCAGGAGAACUUCCUGCACUUCCUCCAGAGAGCAACUUGCACACUGGAGACCCACGCCAGCUGCAUUAUUCCCAGCCCCAGGAACAGGAACAGGUUGGACCAGACCAAGAUAGGCAUCCCUAUCCCAGGUCAAGUUCCCGAUGGGAGCAGCUGA